This is a messenger RNA of Caenorhabditis briggsae, 888 nucleotides long. Gene Ontology annotation, molecular function: histone acetyltransferase activity; transcription coactivator activity; chromatin DNA binding. Gene Ontology annotation, cellular component: transcription regulator complex; histone acetyltransferase complex. NCBI's taxonomy places the organism in Eukaryota, Metazoa, Nematoda, Chromadorea, Rhabditida, Rhabditidae. Bases 1 to 888 code for a protein of 295 amino acids. Gene Ontology annotation, biological process: positive regulation of transcription by RNA polymerase II. The record is from RefSeq and is a predicted model, not a curated record. The transcript is spliced from 5 exons.
AUGAUAAGGAACCUGAAUCUGCAACCUGAUGUUCUAAUGGAAGAAGAAAACCAGGAUCUCCCUGGUCCAGGACCGGCCACGCUCCAGAUGAGGAUGCUUCUGAACUUUCAGAUGAGGAACCUGAAUCUCCAACCUAAUGUUCCAAUGGAAGAAGGAAACCAGGAUCUCCUUGGUCUAGCGGCGGCAACCCUCGAAAUGAACCUUCAGAUGGCAGCUCAAGUCGAGGAAGAAGAGAUGGAACUGGACGAUGAAGAAGAAGCUCAUGGAAUUGAAGAAGUCGCAGCUCCAGAAGAAAAUGUCGCUUGCUGUUCUUGUCCUCUUCAGAGCCGGUACAACGUCCCAAACAGAGAAUGCUCAGGAGGAGAGAAAUGCCAAAACGAGAGCAGAAUCCCACCAAAUGCAGAUUUCAUGGGGCUUAUCGAACCAAGUAGUAAUGGAAGUGACUACUGCAUGGAGUGUUUCGCCGUGGAAGACCGAAAAAUCCAGAAGGAGCGCUAUAUGAAGAAGAAGAAUGAGAAUGACAAGUUUGAAGAAGUGUUGAGAUGCUCAAGAUGUAUGAAAUUGUGGCACAUAUGCUGCUCCUUUCACAUGAAAAGAUCCAAUGGGUUCAAAUGCAAGUUCUGCGUGAAAAAUGAGGCUCCGAAGAUCUUGGAUGCUGGAAAGGGACGAUGUCGAAUUGUCACGAUGAUGGAGGACAAGCUGAAUGCGAUUCUGGAGGAGCAACAAGGAAAAAUAUUCUUCAUGCUCUACACCCACGAAUACAAGAAUCCAGCUAAUCAGAAGUCUUGGUUCGCGAUCGACUACCUGGAUUCUGUGAAGUACUUGGAGGCCGACCGUCGGAAGCAGAUCAACCAGGAAAUUCUUUCACAUAAAUUCUUUGUUUUUUAA